Messenger RNA from Diorhabda sublineata, 820 nucleotides. Its product is annotated as guanine nucleotide-binding protein subunit gamma-1-like. The record is from RefSeq and is a predicted model, not a curated record. The coding region runs from base 140 to 352 and encodes 70 amino acids. The transcript has a single exon. Lineage: Eukaryota; Metazoa; Arthropoda; Insecta; Coleoptera; Chrysomelidae. Gene Ontology annotation, cellular component: heterotrimeric G-protein complex. Gene Ontology annotation, molecular function: G-protein beta-subunit binding. Gene Ontology annotation, biological process: G protein-coupled receptor signaling pathway.
GCUACAGCUAAAACCCAAUCUAUUGCCGAAUAAAACUAAUAAGUAAACAUUAGGCAGCGGUAGUAAGAACCGCGCCCCAUUUCCUCUUAUAACCGUUAUCGGUAAUCCAUUCACCAUAGGCCUGUCAGAUACGGCGUUGAUGGACAUGGUUGUCUCCAAUCUUCAACAGCAACGUUCCGUAACGGAACAACUUCGUAGAGAAGCCGCUAUUAAAAGGAUGCCAGUUUCCAUGGCCGUUAAGGACAUAAUUAAAUACAUCACCGAACAUGCGCAAGACGAUUGUCUCCUUGUAGGAUUUUCCAGUCAACGAGUUAACCCUUUCAGGGAAAAAACACCCUGUACGUUAUUGUAAUUAUUUAAGAUGGGUCAUUUUGGUAAUUUAUUUAGAAGUAAGGAAUUGGAAUUUCGCGAUGUAAAUUUAAAAAGGUAAAUAAUUUUUUGUAAUUGUAUUAAUUUUCUUGAAAAGGUGAUGAAAAAGUGUAGAUCUAAUCUUGAUUCAUUAGAAGUGGCCUUUCUUCUUAAUGUCCACAUUAAAUAAUAUCUAUUUAAAUGGUUUAUCAAUGUGCAGUAGCCUUGUACUAUUCAGACUGAUUGUGAACCCCUCUUUUUGGUUACAGUGAAAAGAUAUUUUUCUAUUGGCUUUUUAAAUUGCACAUAGAGCUGCUCUGUUUAUAUAUUUGUGAAAAUAUAAGAUAGAAUCUAUUCUAUUUAUUAUAUUUAGAGAAAAUAUUUGCAAAAUGUCCCAUCCUCAUAUUUUGUUAAGUAUUUAAUGAAUAUAUGUAAUAUCUAUGUAGUUUUUUAAGAAAUAUUAAAUAUAUAA